AUGGAUGCCGAAGAUGGAGCACUUCUUCGACCAGCAAUGGAAGGAUCAAGGCAUGUACCACUUGAUCAAGCUGUUCGAUCGGCCGCUCGUCAUGGACCGGUCGCUCUUGGCCUCGGCCAUAUGCUUAGGGUCAUCGACCACAAAUACUAUGAACCUCCAGUUUGGCAUGAUGACGCCAACCGUUCUAGACAUGGCCGCCCUAUUCGGCCUCUCCCCUCUUGCCGUGGAAGUAAACGCCACUCUGGUCACCCCUGA
Molecule: messenger RNA, 255 nt
Organism: Prunus armeniaca (apricot)
Lineage: Eukaryota; Viridiplantae; Streptophyta; Magnoliopsida; Rosales; Rosaceae
Source: the annotation of a GenBank genome assembly